AUGCAUGGUUGUUUAACUCUGAUUGACUAUACCUGGAAGGAGAGUGAUGAAAGCGAGUGCACAUCACCACAGCAUGGCCAAGUCACGCAUACCAAGCGUCGAUUGGAGAGAAAUGCUCUUAGAUUUAGGAGAGCUACAACGCUUGCUACUUGUGAGUAUCGUAGUAGAAAAUUCGGAAAGAGUGAUAGGAGGAUAACGAGCCCAGCUGAAAGAGCUAGUGUGCGAAGAACAAAUACGGUAAAUGAUGUUUAUCCACCUAGACAGGCUCCGACAUAUGCGUCAUGGGUUCGAAUGCAAAGACCCGAAUUUGCUUCUGUCUGGUAUCCCUUUGUUCAUUGCCGCUACCAACUUCAAAGAGAUCCAAAUACGGGUGUAAUUCAGUGGAAUUCGGAAUUAAACCCAAUUUGCUGCACUCCCAGGACAUUGACAGAAAUUUGUAUAGCUUACAUGAUACGGGACUGGCCCUGUAAUCUGCCGACAAGGAGCCAGCAGAGGUCUGAUGCCCCUUCAGACAUUUGUCCCUUUCUAAAAGACAGUCUAUCGGCUCCAUGGUUUGAGCAUAAGCAUCUUUCAAUUAACUUAUUCGAGAAAAUUUUAACUGAGGCUAUUGUACAACGAGACUGUGCAGCCAUCUCCGGUAUUAUUGCCAACUGGCCCGGUACUUACUUGAAUGUAAGGCGAGUCUUACCCAAAGAGGACUUUCCAUUAACGAGAGGCUAUCUCACAAAACCCGUUUUUGUCACCACGACUUCCGACUCUCUGGAUCCCAUGACUAACACUAUCUUAAAAGGUCCUAGUCUCCUGGAUGCUCUUAUUAUCGGAAUUCUCUCAAGGCAAAAAAGUAGUGAACUUCAGGUGGUUGACGUCAGCGGAUUCGAAGAGGGUACGUCAGAUACAUUUUACUUUUGUCGAUGA
Molecule: messenger RNA, 915 nt
Organism: Rodentolepis nana
Lineage: Eukaryota; Metazoa; Platyhelminthes; Cestoda; Cyclophyllidea; Hymenolepididae
Source: the annotation of a GenBank genome assembly